Molecule: messenger RNA, 1917 nt
Organism: Talaromyces marneffei
Lineage: Eukaryota; Fungi; Ascomycota; Eurotiomycetes; Eurotiales; Trichocomaceae
Exons: 10
Coding region: 1-1917 (638 amino acids)
Biological process (GO): glutaminyl-tRNA aminoacylation; translation
Cellular component (GO): cytoplasm; cytosol
Molecular function (GO): ATP binding; glutamine-tRNA ligase activity
Source: RefSeq, a predicted model, not a curated record
AUGGCGGACGCCAUUGCCGAAGCUACAGCUAAGCUGCAGCUCGACGAAGAGACCGGCGAGAUGGUCUCCAAGAGCGAAUUGAAGAAGCGUCUUGCGAAACGCGCGAAAAAGGCAAAGGCAGAAGCUCUAAAGGCGGCAGCACCGCCCAAGGAUGUCGCCAAAAAGGAGGAUGCCGCGGCAAAGAAGCCAAAACCGGAAGAGGCUCAGCUUGAUCCAGACGCUAUGUUCAAGGAAGGGUUUUUGGCAAAGGUUUACGAUGAGCGCCCGGCGGGAAAGGAUACUGUGACUCGGUUUCCACCUGAACCCAAUGGAUUUUUGCAUCUAGGACACGCUAAGGCUAUUGCGAUCAAUUUUGGCUUUGCUCGUUAUCAUGGUGGAGUAACGAAUCUUAGAUUCGAUGACACCAACCCCGAGGCGGAAGAAGAGAUCUACUUCACAUCGAUCAUUGAUGUUGUGGAAUGGCUCGGCUUCAAACCACAUGCCAUUACAUACUCUAGCGACAACUUCCAAAGACUAUACGACCUCGCCGAAAAGCUCAUCGAGAUAGAGAAAGCAUACGUCUGCCACUGCAAUGAGGCUGAAAUCAAACUUCAGCGUGGAGGAGAAAAGGGAACCUCGCCACGUUACCGUUGCGCACACGCCGAGCAGGAUGUCCAGACCAAUCUGCAGAAAUUCCGGGAUAUGCGUGACGGGAAAUACCAACCCCAGGCUGCAUUCCUCCGAAUGAAGCAGGACAUCACAAGUGGUAACCCUCAGAACUGGGAUCUUGCUGCAUACCGAGUGCUUUCAAAGCCACAUCACCGAACCGGCGAUAAAUGGGUUAUUUACCCGACUUACGACUUCACACACUGCAUUGUCGAUAGUAUCGAGGGCAUCACUCACAGUCUUUGCACUACAGAAUUCCAGCAAUCACGAGAGAGUUAUGAAUGGCUCAACAAGACCUUGUCUUUGUACGAGCCUAUGCAGCGCGAAUACGGCCGCUUAAAUGUCACCGGCACAAUCAUGAGCAAGCGUGGACUCAAGAAACUGAUUGACGGCAAGCACGUGCGAGGCUGGGACGAUCCUCGACUAUACACAUUGAUCGCACUAAGAAGGCGAGGUGUACCACCCGGAGCGAUCCUUUCAUUCAUCAACGAACUCGGUGUGACCACAUCAAACUCUUUGAUCCAGCUCAAGAGAUUCGAGCAGAGCGUGCGCAACUACCUCGAAAGGACCGUCCCUCGACUCAUGAUGGUUCUUGAACCUCUACGAGUUGUCAUUGAAGAUGCCGACUCUCUUGAGUCUAGCGAGCGCGACCUCACAAUCCCAUUCUCACCAAAGAUCCCCGCGUUCGGAACUCACCCACUCCGCCUCACAAGCACAGUCUACAUUGACCGGUCUGAUUUCCGCGAAGUCGAUAGUAAAGACUACUUCCGUCUCGCACCCGGCAAGACUGUCGGCUUACUCCAGAUGCCCUACCCCAUUACAGCAACAACCUUCUCCAAGGAUGCAGACGGCAACGUAACUGAAGUGCGCGCCGUCUUCCAAAAGGAAGGAAAGAAACCAAAAACCUAUAUCCAGUGGGUUCCCGAGGGAUCGCGCAAAGCUGAAGUUCGCGUCCACACAGCACUUUUCAAAUCCGAAGAUCCCGCUAGCGUUGAAGGCGGAUUUUUGAAUGAUAUUAGCCCCAACAGUGAAACGAUUUACCCGGACGCGCUUCUUGAGCCUGGCUUCGAGGAAAUACGUAGGAGGGCACCUUGGCCGGCCACGGAGGGAGAGAAGGAGAAAGCCGGACCCGAGAGUGUGCGUUUCCAGGGCAUGCGCAUUGCAUAUUUUGCCAUGGACUCCGAUUCAACAGAUGACAAGGUCGUCCUCAACCGUAUCGUGUCUCUCAAGGAAGACGUUGGAAAGAACAUUGUCAAUCAUAGCAGCAUCUAG